UCGGCUCUGGGGAUAUUUAUAAACCCGAGCUAGGGUUUUGCGAUUGGUACAGGUUUCCGAAGCAUUGGGGCGGUAGGGUUUGUUUGUGAGGGCCGAAAUUAGGGUUUCGUGGCGAUGGGGAGCGUGGAUCGAGUCGAUGAUAGGACAUUUAGGGUUAAUCUGACGGGCAAUUCAGUCAUCAAGUUGAGAGAGAGUGUGAGAGAAAAGCUUAAGGAGUUCAUGGGGGAUUACACCGACGACACUCUUGUGGAAUAUGUUAUUGUCCUUUUAAGGAAUGGCAGAGGCAAAGAAGAAGCAAAGAAUGAGUUGAACGUGUUUUUGGGGGAUGACAGUGAUUCUUUUGUUUCUUGGUUGUGGGAUCAUCUGGCUUCAAAUUCGGAUUUGCAUCUACAAUCACAAGAUUCUGAGAUUGAGGAUGUGAGUAAAAGAAAAACGACAUCAGGUGACUUAAUUGGAAAAAGUGAUUCUUAUCAUUUGAGUUCUGAGCCAGAAAGAGAGAAGUCUAAUAAUAAGGUAACUAGAAGCCGUCACAAUAGGGAAUGGAAAGGAUUAGCGAGGGAUGAAGCCGAACCCCCUCCUUUUCGAAGCUCUGAGAUUGGAGAUAUUCAUGUAGAAGAUAAAAGUCAUAGCAAAGUCAGUCGUGCAAAGUCUCCUUCACGUCAAUCUGCAGCUCAAAGGAAAAGGAUUCGGUCCGAUGAGCGACAUAAUACAGAGAGGGAGCCAGUUUCUCAAGUGCAAGUUGAUGCCCCUCGACGGCUACUCCAGUUUGCCAUGCGUGAUGCACUGACAACCUCAAGGCAAUCCAAUUCAGCAACGCAGCCCACAUUGAAGCGUCUUCGUUCUGUGGUAUCUACACCCACUGUUGACUCAUCAUUGGUUGAUCGUCCUCGACGGAUUCAGUCUGUGGCCAGGGUGCCAAAUCCCAUGUCAACUGUGAUGAAAGCUGUUGCAGAAGCUGCUGAGGAUGUAACAAGAGUCAAACCUUCAGGAAGUGUGUUUGACCGACUUGGUCGUGGUAUGGAGUUUUCUGAGACCAGUGUGCCUCUUGCAUCAUUUAGAGAUGCUGCUACCGGGGAUGUUGAAUUUGAAGACAACGUCCAACUUCUUGAGCAAACACAAUCGUCGUAUCUGGCUAGAAGUCAAUAUAGUGGACAGUAUGUAGGGAAUGCUAUGCUAGAAAGUGAAACUGGUUUGGCUUCUGAUUUUAUAUCGGACAAGGAAGGGUUUGAUGAUGUUAAUGUUAUGGGUCGUAGUGUUACUGAUGUUUCUCAAACUGGGACAUUCGGUGGAAGCAAGGGUGAAAAUUCACUGACGUCGGGGUACAAUGUGGCGAAGAAUGUUGAUGAUGUUAUGCGGCUAUCCAGGAAUACAGAUCAUGGCCAACCUAUUGCAGCUGCGAAUUCUUCGCAUAAGAUUAUGAACAUAUCUGUGAAUGUCAAUACGUGGAAACCACCCCAUUAUCAGGAGCCAAGAGAAGUUGCCGAUGAUGAUUGGAAAUCCUUACAGGAUAGUGCGGCAGGGGUUUCCAAAUCUGGUUUGCAUGUGAUGAAUGAGAAUGGCAAUCCUGUCGGAGCAAGUAAUGGAAAUGCAAUACCCGCUGCAGAUUCUCAGAAGAUGCUUUCCUCUUCUAGUGGUCUAUAUGCCAGUGGGGGGCGCCCUUUGGAGGAUGCAGAUUCUCGAACUAUCUUUGUUAACAAUGUCCAUUUUGCUGCUACAAAAGAUAGUCUUUCUCGACAUUUCAACAAGUUUGGGGAAGUGCUAAAAGUAGUGAUAGUCACUGAUUCGGCAACUGGGCAACCUAAAGGGUCGGCUUAUGUAGAGUUCACACGGAAGGAAGCGGCAGACAAUGCAUUAUCUCUGGAUGGAACCUCUUUCAUGUCACGGAUCCUCAAGGUUGAAAAGAGGGGAGCUGCACAUCAAGAAGCUGCUCCUGGCAUGAUGUGGCCAAGGGUUGCCCGGGGCUCUCCAUUUGCCACUGCCAGGUUUGGUAGGUCCCCUUUCCCGAGAGGCAUGUCUGGUGCGUAUAGGCCUCGUCCCCUAAUCAAGCCUGGUGCCAGGAGCUUGCAGUGGAAGCGUGAUACUCAGGCCACUCCAGGUGAGACGGGUUCUCCAGCCACUGCCAGUGCUGUUCCUUCUCCAACAGCUCGCAGUUUAACCUACGUUCGAACAGAACCUAAGCCAGAGGGGAACUAGUCCCGAAAGUGAUGUUACCUUCUGCGAUAUGCCCGACUUGAAAUGCUCGAGGUCCUCGAAAUUCCAAUAAAUUGGAUUAAAUUCUUUUUGUAUAUGGUCGAGAACAUUUUUACAUGGAGGCGGAAGAAGUGAAGGCGAGGGCUUCCCCACUCGCAAAUUUUGGUUUAGAGAUCAAAGGGACUUGUUAUGGCAUAUGGGGAUAAAGCGAUGGAAAAUAUUUUUGGAGAUAAAGAGGAGUAUUCAGCUUUUGCGUGUGUCAUUCGAAUUUGUGUAUAGGCCGGACAGAUUAAUGCUUUCUUUUUUCCAAGGAUAUUAACUUUAUUAUUAAUCUUUUUUUAAUAUUUAUAUUUUGAUAAAAAAAAAUGAUAAAUGGGGAAAAAGAGAGAUUAGUAUGUGCUUCCA
Molecule: messenger RNA, 2595 nt
Organism: Pyrus x bretschneideri (Chinese white pear)
Lineage: Eukaryota; Viridiplantae; Streptophyta; Magnoliopsida; Rosales; Rosaceae
Product: nucleolin 2
Exons: 9
Coding region: 115-2193 (692 amino acids)
Biological process (GO): mRNA processing; regulation of mRNA stability
Cellular component (GO): cytoplasm; nucleus
Molecular function (GO): poly(A) binding
Source: RefSeq, a predicted model, not a curated record